UCAUGCCUGAGCCUGCGAAGUCCGCGCCGAAAAAAGGUUCGAAGAAAGCCGUCACCAAGACCGCAGCAAAAGGAGGUAAGAAGCGUAGGAAGUCCAGGAAGGAGAGUUACGCAAUCUACGUGUACAAAGUCUUGAAGCAGGUCCACCCCGACACCGGAAUUUCCUCAAAGGCAAUGGGCAUCAUGAACUCUUUCGUCAACGAAAUCUUUGAGCGCAUCGCCGGUGAGUCUUCUCGUCUCGCUCACUACAACAAGCGCUCCACCAUCACAUCCAGAGAGAUCCAGACCGCCGUACGUCUGCUGCUGCCCGGUGAGUUGGCCAAACACGCCGUGUCCGAGGGUACAAAAGCCGUCACCAAAUACACCAGCUCCAAAUAAACUCCCGCUCGAAACUCUCAACUCCACAAAGGCUCUUUUAAGAGCCGCCCACUUUAUCGAAAGAAGAGCUUUUCACUUUAUUAAACCGUAACGCUUGUUUAUUUAGUACAACUUACAAUCUUAAGUGUGAUUUUUUUUUUGAGUAAUGUGCAGUAUUGACACCGAGGUUUCGAAGCUUCUAUUAAUAAAAGAAACGACCUACAGGAAAGCACUUUACCGGAGCGUGAUCGGUUUCGACGUAAUCAGGGUUUUUUUCUUUUUGUCACGCAAGUUAUAUAUGAACGUGAGCCUUGUCUAUGAAUUUGUAGGUAUAAACCUACAGUCAAAAGGCUGCGUGUGUAUAUCAAAGCAGAUGCAUACGAAAUAGUGAUGGGAAGUCCGGUUCAAACUAUAUGGGGAGUCUGCAGACUUGGAGCAGGCAGUUUUGCGCCACUGAUGAUCCUUAUUUGUCCAGUAAGGGUUCGCUGUACAUUUUGAACCACCAGAACAGACCGAAUAACAUAACUUCAUCGUCUAUCGCGAGUUUGAGGUGUGGUAAAUAAUUAUUUUUGUUGUCAAGUAAUGGUCCAACAUGCAUAGUUUUUGAACGAUUAAUUGAUAUUGGUAUGAAUUAAUUUAAACAUCUUAUAUAAAUAUGUGUAAUUUAUACUCAGACAAUACAAUUAUUACUUAUUGGCGACCAGGUCGAUGUUCUGUCUGGAUCAACCUUAGCUAACCACGUGUGUGCUAACUCGAUAUCUCUUAUUUUCAUAUUUAUUUUCUUUCUAAUUUUAUUUUAAUUUAAUUUUGUCU
Molecule: messenger RNA, 1169 nt
Organism: Triplophysa rosa
Lineage: Eukaryota; Metazoa; Chordata; Actinopteri; Cypriniformes; Nemacheilidae
Product: histone H2B-like
Exons: 1
Coding region: 3-377 (124 amino acids)
Cellular component (GO): nucleosome
Molecular function (GO): protein heterodimerization activity; structural constituent of chromatin; DNA binding
Source: RefSeq, a predicted model, not a curated record